Gavialis gangeticus (Gharial) is the source of this 852-nucleotide messenger RNA. RefSeq names its product chromosome unknown C20orf24 homolog (gene RAB5IF). NCBI's taxonomy places the organism in Eukaryota, Metazoa, Chordata, Crocodylia, Gavialidae. The record is from RefSeq and is a predicted model, not a curated record. The coding region runs from base 1 to 312 and encodes 103 amino acids. Gene Ontology annotation, biological process: mitochondrial respirasome assembly. The transcript has 4 exons.
AUGAACUUAAAUUUCUGGGUGGCCAAAAACCCGAAGGAUGAGUUUUUAGAUGUGAUCUACUGGUUCCGACAGAUCAUUGCCGUUAUUUUGGGAAUCAUCUGGGGCAUAGUUCCGCUGAAGGGGUUUGUGGGAAUAGCAAUAUUCUGCCUGAUCAAUGCUGGAGUCCUUUACCUCUAUUUUAGUAGUUUCCAGCAAAUAGAUGAGGAGGAGUACGGAGGGACGUGGGAGCUAACAAAAGAAGGAUUUAUGACAUCUUUUGCACUGUUUUUGGUUGUUUGGAUAAUCUUCUACACUGCCAUCCACUAUGAUUGACACAGUCUGCAGCCUUUGCCUGCCAAACCAGUCUUCAAUAAGUCCAAGAACAUUUUAAUAAAUCACAACCUCUAAUGGACUGGGAUGGGGGCGGAAAGUAAAAUCAGCCACCUUUCAUUCCAGUGGUCCAGGGAGCCUGAGAAGAGCCUCAGCUGUUCUCACAGAGAAGCCAGUACAUCUCAGUUUUGUACAAGUGUUGCUUAUUGGAACUUUUAAAAAGCCAUUGAAAUUUUGGAAAGUGGUUUGAAACUGUUCAUCUUCUGAACUUUCUUCUUAACUUAAUCCAGUAUCCUUAACAAAGUCCUGUAUGUUAAUGGGAGAAUCUGUUAAUUUAAUUUGUGUAAAUCAUCUUGCCCUCUGGAUGAAAUCUGUUAUUAAAUUGUGACUUGUCUUCCAUCAUAUUCCUUCAGAACUGCAAUUUUAAUAGUCAUUUCAAGGUACUUAUUAGCAGGAAAACACUAUAGCAUUCAGUACAGGGAGUCCAGUAGUUACUCUUGGCAUGUUUUAAGAAAAUUAAAAAUUUGAUUUUGAGUAAAUUGA